CCUGGACGGAAGUCUGCUGACACCAGUUCAAUCCUCGAAGCUGCUUUCGUCGAGAUUGAGCAAUCAUUCCUCGAGCUCUCAGGGUCAACAUCAAUUCCCGUACAGCAAGUCAUCAACUGGUUUUUGAAAAGUCGAGGUCGGACGACAGUCAGCACUAACUUCUGGAAUCUAUACGCUCGCAGUUACUUCAAGGAUCACACAGAGCAAGAACUUGCACGAGUUGGACUUAAGCUUCCGGCAGAUGGAGGCUCUCCGGGUAUGUCGAUUCGGACGAAAUGCUAUGACCUCUUCAAAGAGGCUUUUCCAGACACAUACAAAGAUAUUCUCUCCGUCCACGAUGAGGUAACGAUCCUAUCCGCCACCCCUCAAACAGUCUCUCAGCGUGGACAAGAGUUUCAAAAAUACUACCGAAGGAUG
Molecule: messenger RNA, 417 nt
Organism: Suillus fuscotomentosus
Lineage: Eukaryota; Fungi; Basidiomycota; Agaricomycetes; Boletales; Suillaceae
Exons: 2
Source: RefSeq, a predicted model, not a curated record